UCUUGUACGCCGACCCGUUGUGAAUGAAUAAUAACUAGCAGAACGGGCCAGGCGCUUUGAGCUUAGACGGGGGACGCCCUGGACGCCGCGGCGGUCGAUGCCACCAUUUGCCGCCGCGGCGCUCGUGUCGCCUGAAAAUAAGCUCGCCCAAAUGCUCGCCUCUGCAGUAGCCCGGCAUCCGCCGCCGCACUAAGGAUUAUACCUUGUAGUGUUAACCGAGGACACAGGGAGACAGUGAGGAGAAGGAAAGGGAGAAGGACAAGGCGAGAGAGAGAGAGAGAGAGAGAGAGAGAGAGAGAGAGAGAGAGAGAACGAAACAGAGAAAGCCAAAGAAGAGAAGAAAGAAAGGAAGAACCCGAAACGUCCUUACAGUCAGUUCAGCGAGGUUUGUGCUGGACGAGAGCUGGAUAAUAAUAUAAGAGUAUUAAGGAGUGAGAGAGACCUUAGGGAAAUAAAUAGUCAAAGAAGACAGGUGAGGGGUGCCCUGACGCUUGGCGAUCGAGAGAGGAAGAAUCGAAAGGACACGAGAGGAAAGGAUCGAAGGAAGAAAUGAAAGAGAACGAAGGGAGAGGGAAGGACGAGAUGUCCUGAGGAAAAAUAUAUUAGGAAAGAAAAGUGGGUGUCGUCGUGGGACAAAUGUGCAGGGUGUACAGUGUCAGAGACAGUGCUUUCUGAGGGAGCCCAGAGAGAAAAGGGGAAGGACGUGGAGAAAUAAAGGGGAAUCAGGAGUGAGAGGAGGAGGAUGCGGGGCCAGAGGAAGGGGGCGAGAAGCCCCAAUCGUUUCUCUUUAUAGGGGGUAGAUCAUUAUCAACGUUCCCUCCAAUAUAUUUUUUUAACCUGGUCCAACCAAACGACUUUCCGGGAAGGUUCGUCCAGAUCGUGAGGGAAAGUCAAAAUGUCAUAGUGCGAACAGCGUCGAACCUCGAGGAAGACGUCGAGCGAUCUUAGAGACCUCCUGGAGCCCCGGAGGCUUCGCUGUUCUACCGCGAAGGCAAAGGUGGAAAAACGGUGCGUCGAUGGCUCUGAAUUUUUCAUAAGACAGACCCUCUUACGCUAUAGCACUUUCUUCGUCGACUCUUGGCGUGCCGGAAAUAUCGGUGGCUCCUACUCGCGAUAUCAAUGUGGUCGAUGAGACCUCAUCGAGGCUCAAGUUCCGGGUUCGGUCUUCCUUGUGCCAAGACACACGCGUUUGCUAUUGUCUCGGUGUGUUUGCGUGGAGGAAGGUCCCACCGGCCAAUCAGUCUGAUCCAAUAAAGCAAAGCGGCCGUUUACUAGGGAAUUAACGUGGUCGGCCGGUGCUGAUCCUUAAACACGAUAUAUCACGUCCUGCGACGUCUCCUUUGAAUUCGCCGACGGUAAAAUCGAAAUGAUUAGGCUGACGCGAGAAUGAACCUCGGGCGAAAUCGCGCGGGGUUCACAAUGAGGGUCGGCGCGCACGGCCGCGCCAAUUGCGGCAUCACUUUCCGGAAGGAAGUUUCUUUAGUACGAAAAUCAGUGAUAAACGACCAUUGAGAUGCGCUGGGAAAAUUUACAUUUCUUUCCCCUUUGCCUUGGCUGAAAGGAACUUUGGACUAUUUGACGAAUCGGUGAUUAACGUCAGCUUGUGUCUCUUUUACAAAGUACUUUUUUUUUCUCCAAUUCACGUAAUACGAUCGCGACGAGAUCUUCCUGCGAAAGUGGUUGGGUUGCCGAAGAAGCGGACAGACGAGAAGGAAAAGGUGGGCAAUGAAAAGUACAAACGGAUUUCCUAAGAGAAACAUUCGUAGAUCGCUCGACUCUUGGACGUGUUACGUCACGAGAAGUAACGUCCGCUAAGGAUCAUUAGACGCAGCACUGCCGGGGUUCUCCAAGAUGGCGGACGAGAAAGAGAAGCAAACAUUCCUGCAGAAGCUACUGUUCUACACAACCGCCUUCUUCAUCCUCCUUGGCACCUUCAGCCUCUUCGCCUUCCUCUUCUUGGUCCCCUUCGUCAUCGAUCCCGCCUUCACCACAAUCUUCAUGCAGUUCGAUACGCGUCCGGCAGAAUGCGUCACCAUCGACGUUGAGUCCAGGAGAGGUGCAAGCAACUGCUCCUGGACAUCGUGUAGAGAAGGGUGCACCAAGGAACUGUAUGAUUGCACGCAAAUACGCGUCAACUACAAGCUUCCGGUGAACACGUCGGAAGCGGAAGAGGACGGGACAGGCGAGGAGGGCAGAGCGGGAGGAGGUGUUGAGGGCGACGAAGAUGCGAAAUCGCGAUACGAGAGAGCCCUCAGGGAGUACGACUACGCGGAGGACAUCGACGAUGUCUUCGACGAGGACGGAGACUCUGGACUACCAAAACCCUUCCCUACAGGUCUGAUGGGCAAUGACUCCGAGUGGUACUUCACCGGCGCGAAGCUAUUUCCCAACGUAAAAGGCUGUGGAUACCCUCCAAUGCUGAAUUGCAGUAAUUUCUACAGGCAAUACGCCAAUAUAGGGCAAAAUUUUAGCUGUUACUAUUCUAAAGUGGAUCCUGGAAUCGUCAUAAGCGACUUGGACAUGUGGCAGGUCAAAAUCGUAGGUGCACAUGAACCUCGUCUACGCGAUGGCCAUUCCCAUACCGUCUUUCAUAAUAUCGGUGAUAUACCUCACCAUCGCCUACUUCAAGAUUUACAACGAAGAGGAGGAGGAGCUCGUGGGUGGCGAAGAGGGCGAGGAGGGCGUCGAGGCCGAAGACAGUAACGCGACGCCGCUUCCCCCCACGAGCGGCGCUUUAACUCCCGGAAGCGAAGUCUUCAGGGAGGACCUCGCCAGUUUCGGUCAUCAGCUCAAAGUCGCCAUGGCGGAUGACAUCAGUCGAGAGAGCCUCGACGGAAUUCCGAAUUCGC
Messenger RNA from Cephus cinctus (wheat stem sawfly), 2849 nucleotides. It is a transcript of the gene tipE, whose product is annotated as protein tipE. The coding region runs from base 1852 to 2703 and encodes 283 amino acids. The record is from RefSeq and is a predicted model, not a curated record. Gene Ontology annotation, biological process: regulation of sodium ion transport. NCBI's taxonomy places the organism in Eukaryota, Metazoa, Arthropoda, Insecta, Hymenoptera, Cephidae. The transcript has 4 exons. Gene Ontology annotation, molecular function: sodium channel regulator activity.